Molecule: messenger RNA, 989 nt
Organism: Suncus etruscus (white-toothed pygmy shrew)
Lineage: Eukaryota; Metazoa; Chordata; Mammalia; Eulipotyphla; Soricidae
Gene: C1QTNF12
Product: C1q and TNF related 12
Exons: 8
Coding region: 18-929 (303 amino acids)
Biological process (GO): positive regulation of insulin receptor signaling pathway; positive regulation of D-glucose import across plasma membrane; negative regulation of gluconeogenesis
Molecular function (GO): hormone activity
Source: RefSeq, a predicted model, not a curated record
GCUGCCGCGCCGCCGCCAUGCGCUGGGCCUGGGCCGCCGCCGUGGCCCUCCUCUGGCCGCACCUCGCGCUCCCCGGGGCCGUCGGGGCGCGGCGCGAGCACCGCAGGCCGCGCCCCGAGGCCCCCGCCGCCACGGCGUCCAGCAGCGACGGGCCCCGCGGCUCCUCCCCCAAGCCUCCAGAGGCCUCCACGCCCGAGUUUUCGGCUGCCCACAUGACAUGGCUGAACUUUGUCCGCCGGCCUGACGACGUGGUCUUGAAGAAACGGUGCCGGAGCCGGGACAAGAAGUCGCGAGGCCUCUCUGGGCCCCCAGGGCCCCCUGGCCCCCCUGGGCCCCCAGGUCCCGCUGGUGCCGUGCUCACCCAGGAGGCCCUGGCCCAGGAGUUCCAGCGACUGCUGAGAGAAGCCGCGGAGCGCCGGUUCUCAGGGCUGCUGGGUCCGUGGCUGGCCGAGGGGCCGGCAGGGCGGCUGGAGGAGGCCUUUCACUGCAGGUUGCGCGGGCCACUGCAGGUGGACAAGAGAACCUUGGCAGAGCUGAGCGGCUUCCAGGCUCCCACGGCCCAGGGCGCCUUCCUGCGAGGCUCUGGCCUCAGCCUGGCCUCCGGUCGAUUCACUGCGCCCGUGGCUGCCAUCUUCCAGUUCUCUGCCAGCCUGCAUGUGGACCCCAGGGAGCUGCAGGGCCGGACUCGUCUACGGGCGAGGGACACAGUGCGAGUGCUUAUCUGCAUUGAGUCCCUGUGCCACCAGCACACGUCCCUGGAGGCCAUCUCGGGACUGGAGAGCAGUGGCCGGGCCUUCACGGUGCAUGUUCAAGGGCUGCUGCAGCUGCAGGCGGGACAAUAUGCUUCGGUCUUCGUGGACAACGGUUCUGGAGCAGCCCUCACGGUGCACGGUGGCUCCAGCUUCUCCGGAAUGCUCUUGGGCAUGUGACCUUAGGGUCUGCCGACGGCUUGUGCUGCUCUCACACAAUAAAGUGCCAGUGCUCCUGUC